Molecule: messenger RNA, 1455 nt
Organism: Linum trigynum
Lineage: Eukaryota; Viridiplantae; Streptophyta; Magnoliopsida; Malpighiales; Linaceae
Source: the annotation of a GenBank genome assembly
AAGAAUGAAACUAGGCAUGAAACCUCGACCUUCCCUAAUCCCUAAGGGGUAAAAUGGUGGAUUGGGCCUUAGCUUAUUGGAUUGUAAGGGCUGUAGAUAGCUCUAGUUGUUUGUUAUGGCUGCCUAAUGCAUGUUCAUGUUGGAGUUAGUCUAGCCCAGCCCAUUCUUUACAAAUGAAAUAAAAGGUACGAGCUGGCGCACUGUGCACCCUUCCAAGCGGCGUAGGUGUCGUUUUCUCCAUUUGCCUUGGAAUUAGGUGGCACAGUGACGCGCAGUGCGAGCCGGUCAGCUCCUUCCUCCGGCAAAUUCUUCCCCGUCGACGCACACGCAAAAAUCUGCUGUCGCUCCUUCAUCCCGUCGUCGAGCUUACCGCUAGUCUGUUGGUGUAGCCAGGUCCACUAGAGCUCCUAAUAGGUCUGUGGAUAUCGGAGAUUAGGUUCGCGAGUCGGUGGUUUAAAAUUCUCUCGAUGUUGAUUCGAUCGGAAAAGAAUUAUAGGCUCUCGGCUCUAAUCUUUACCUCUUCGAUUCUCCUGCUCUGCUGCUUUCCCGAUCUGACGCUUUCAGCUGUCGUUACGCUGGAUUCCAUGGAAAUUUAUAAAACUCACGAGUGGCUAAAGAGUUGGAAACCGACGGUGUACUUCCGCUGCAAUGGGGAGAACGAAACUGAGUUGCCUGAUGUCAAAGAAGUCAAUGUCACGUACAGCUUCAAUGGCGAUGAAUCUUGGCAGCCAUUGACAGAGCUUACCUCCAAGAAAUGCAAGCGUUGUGGGUUCUAUGAAAAGGAUAGCUUUAAAUCCGACGAUGUCUUUGACGAAUGGGAGUUCUGUCCUUCGAACUUUUUGGAUUCUGAUGGAAAGUAUCGGCGGGUCAAGGAGCACGAAUUCGAUGCAAGCUUUUUGUGCAAACAUUGCGUGCCUCUGGCAACUGAUUCGAGUCGAGACUCUAAUAGCUCACCUCCCAAGCGGAAAGGAAAGCAUGUUGCUGUGAUUGUACUGAUCUGCGCCCUAGUUUCCGCUAUGUUGAUUCUGGGGUCAGUUGCAGCAUACAAGUACUGGCUAAGGAAGAAGAGGGAACAGGAACAAGCUCGAUUUCUGAAACUUUUCGAAGACGGUGAUGAUGUUGAGGACGAUUUGGAUAUGGAUACAUUAUAGAUGAAUACUCAGUAGCUUUCUUACUUUCCUGUACAGAUAACGUUGCAUUUUACGUGAACUGGACGCUAACAGAGCAUUGAUUAUUCAAGCAGAAAUCUUCAUUUCUUCAGUGACUCGUUGAAGUUAUCUAGUUCUUUUGAAUCGAAACCGUAGAUCGCCUUGAUCUUUCUCUACAAGAGCUGCGAGCCUCUUUAUUGAAUUUCUUAUUGUCGAUGCCGUACUAAGACUCGAACACAUCGAUUUCGACUCACAAAAGUAUGGCCGAUCUGGGAAAGAGAACCAAAAAUAUAUGUAUAUGGGUUAA